Messenger RNA from Rhizoctonia solani, 483 nucleotides. RefSeq lists its product as uncharacterized. NCBI's taxonomy places the organism in Eukaryota, Fungi, Basidiomycota, Agaricomycetes, Cantharellales, Ceratobasidiaceae. The record is from RefSeq and is a predicted model, not a curated record. The transcript is spliced from 4 exons. Bases 1 to 483 code for a protein of 160 amino acids.
AUGGAAGGCCGCGUCGCAUUGUUAGCGAAUCGAUGUGCUCAGUACGAGCACAUCUUGCAGAACUGGAAUGAGAUUGAGCGAACUGCCUCGCUUUCUGCCGACCUUCGAACCGCAAGAAAGCAACUUAAUUCUCAAAUCAAUCAGAUCGAGGCUGCGACUGCCAAGUCCCUUCCUGUGAUAUCUGAACGAUUGACCCAUGCAUACAACAGAGCUACUGAAGCACGCUCACAUAUUCCCUUACUUACUAAGGAAACACGAGCAGCCAAUGCUAGCUUUGCAGAAGGUCACAAAAAGGCUCAGCGCCUUGUAGGUGUACUAAGCACCCAUACUGCUCACUGGACGACCAAGCUUGUUCGAAUCAUUCGUCGUGAAGCACCCCCGGAUCGGUAUACUGUGCAAUGGCAACUGUUCAUUUUGGACUCUUCCUCAUCACACUUGCCUUCGCACGUUGGGUGUUUACCUGGGUGGGUUGGAGGAUUCUGA